Molecule: messenger RNA, 1137 nt
Organism: Schistosoma curassoni
Lineage: Eukaryota; Metazoa; Platyhelminthes; Trematoda; Strigeidida; Schistosomatidae
Source: the annotation of a GenBank genome assembly
CGCAAACUGAAAGAGUGGAGUUAUGUGCAUAGCCAUUCACUUCAAAUGUAAACAACCAACAUCAUGCGUCAUUUACGAGUUCUCUAUCAUUCGACUGUAGUUCAUUUAGUAGCACGUGUCAGUUUGAUUCACAAGUAUAAAAGGCGAAGAGAUGCAUAUCACUGUAUCAUUCGAUAAAUUAUUCAAACGAUCAUUUCUACAUCGAAUCUAACACAAUGAACAGAACAGCUUCCAAAAAUAUAUUCACCGAAUCGAAAGCCAGACAGAAUUUCGCCAAAGAAUGUGAAGAUGCCAUCAAUAAACAAAUCAAUGUGGAACUACAGGCUGCUUAUGAUUAUAUGGCAUUCUUCACUUAUUUCGAUCGAGAUGAUGUGUCAUUUCCGAAAGCAGCUGAAUUCUUUCGAAAAGCUUCACAUGAAGAACGUGAACAUGCAGAGAAAUUGGCCAAAUAUCAGAACAAACGUGGUGGUCGUGUUCAAUACAGUGAUAUCAAGUGUCCAACUAAGACAGAAUUCAGUGGUUUGGAGGAUGCGAUGAACACUGCAUUGUCGAUGGAGAAGGCAGUGAAUGAGGUGAGUGGUACACUGAAUCAUAAUCUAUUUACAACUAGAUCAUCGUUAACCGACAAUCGAAAAUGAUUAUUUGGUUUUAAAAAUAUAUUUCGAUUUUAUAUUAAUGUUUGUGUAACUGUUCACAUCACUGACUUUAAAAUACGUGCAAUUCUCAACUGUCGAAUUGACCAUCAUCUUUGGUACAUUACAUUUCUAUCUCUGAGUAGUAAUAUGAAACUGGAAUGUAUCAUAUUAAAUUGACACAUGUGGAAGUUACAUUUUAAUUUGGUUAGUUUCAUAGACAUGUCAUUAUUGAAACUUCAUGAAAUCGCUGUGAAGAACAAUGAUCCAGCACUGACCGAUUUCAUUGAGAGUCAGUAUUUGCAUGAACAAGAAGAUGCAAUCAAACAAUUUGCUGACUAUGUGACAGAGACAGAUCGAGUUGGAAGUGGACUUGGUCAAUAUUUAUUCGACAAGAUCACACUGAAAGAAUAAACACGACUUCAGUUGAACUGUUUAUUCAUUGUUAUGUCGUUCAUGUAUUUCUCAGUAUUGUUGUUAUUAUCAUUAAAUGAGUGAUUCUCCC